Messenger RNA from Acromyrmex echinatior (Panamanian leafcutter ant), 1155 nucleotides. Its product is annotated as ribosomal RNA processing protein 36 homolog. The record is from RefSeq and is a predicted model, not a curated record. Gene Ontology annotation, biological process: maturation of SSU-rRNA from tricistronic rRNA transcript (SSU-rRNA, 5.8S rRNA, LSU-rRNA). NCBI's taxonomy places the organism in Eukaryota, Metazoa, Arthropoda, Insecta, Hymenoptera, Formicidae. Gene Ontology annotation, cellular component: nucleolus; 90S preribosome.
UCAUGAUAUAAUACUAUGCGUGAAACGGAACGCACCUACAAAGUAUCGAGAUUCUUAGAGAUUACUGAAUUUAUAUUCCGCUAUCGUAUCUUAAGAUUCAACAUGAGUGAUGAGGAUGAGUCUCUACUUACAGAAAAUAAAGCUCAUGAACAAAUAAGAGAGGAAUUGAAACAUAUGAGUUUUGAGAAUUUACAGAAGUUAAAGGAGAAAUUAGGAACCAAAGUGUACAAUGAAACUCUGUUUGGUAAGAAAAAUAAGAAAAAAGCAGAGAAAAUAAAGUUUAGACGGGAAAAUAAGAACAGGCCACGGGAAAUGUCUGCUAAAAAGCCAAUUCCAAUCAAAUAUGAAGAGAUGACACGAGUUAAGAAAGUUGUAUCUCGAGAUCCUAGAUUUGAUAGCUUAUGUGGUACAUUUAAUGAAAAGGCCUUUAAGAAUUCUUAUGCAUUUAUUAACAAACUACGGGAAAAUGAUCUCAAAACUUUGCAAAAAGAACUGAAAGAAACUACAGAUCUCAAAGCCAUAAAGAAGAUAAAAUAUCUCAUUCAGAGGCUUGAAAAUCAAUUACGAGAGGAAAGAAAAAAGAAGGAAAAAGAAGAAAAAAAAUGGCUUGAGAAGAAGGAACUGAUGGAAUCUGUUAAACGAGGAGAGAAGCCUGCCUUCAAGAAAAAAUCUGAGAAGAAAGUCUUGGACUUAGUUUCACAGUAUGAAGAAUUAAAAAAUACAGGAAAACUGAAGAAGCAUAUUCAGAGACUGCGGAAGAAGAAUAAACACAAAGAUAGAACAAAAUUGAGAGUGGAAGAAACAGAGUGAAAUAUAUCGCUCAUUUGUUACAAUGACACAACUCAAAAAAUAAAGUCCUCUUCAGAAAAUGAGUUUGAAUGAGCUUUGAAUUAUUAAAAUUUUGUAAUAUUAAUUUUGAAAUGCAAUUUUGAUUGAUUAUAAAAGAAUAAAAGUAUAUACUUUAAAGUAUGUUUUUUUAUUAUUUCCAUUCUUUUUUGGCAAACAACUAAAAAGUGAUAUUUUAGCGAAUGAGCGAUAUGUAUAUAUGUAUAUAUGCAUAUUUAUAUAAAAGAAAUGUAAAUGUUUGCAUGUGAAUUUUGUGUAAUCAAGUUGAAUUAUCGAUGAAAUACUAUUAAAAACAACUAGACGUGUAAA